This is a messenger RNA of Laccaria bicolor S238N-H82, 987 nucleotides long. RefSeq lists its product as uncharacterized. Bases 1 to 987 code for a protein of 328 amino acids. The transcript is spliced from 3 exons. Gene Ontology annotation, molecular function: protein binding. Lineage: Eukaryota; Fungi; Basidiomycota; Agaricomycetes; Agaricales; Hydnangiaceae. The record is from RefSeq and is a predicted model, not a curated record.
AUGUCCAACCCAUCGAUCCUUGCCACAAUCGCCAGCGAAGGGCUUACCCAGCACAAAGUCUACUGGUUUCAUGAUGGUUCAUUAGUCUUUCGUAUUCAAAAUCAUCUCUUCAAAGUCCACCGCACACUAAUAUCCCGGCACUCCCUUUUUUUCGCUUCCAAAAUCGCAAAAUACUCCGCGGAUGACGUUGUGGGUUCUAACGUAGCAAAGAUAGCGGAUGGGAUGUGCAUCUACAUGGACGUGGAACGUGACGUCAGUGCGAACGACGUGGAGGCAUUGCUUGGGCACCUGUACCAUGAUGUCUCAUUCUUCUCGUUGCCAAGCCCUUUAGGUCGAAAUCUUCCAUUCCAACGUGUAGCUUCGGUUAUUCGUGCGUCAAGUCCUAACCAGCUAGACUUCCCAAACAUCCAUUCUGUUGCCCUUGAGAGCUUGGAAGCCAUGUUUACAACCUACCCCGAAUCAUUUUCGCUUCUUCAUCCCCUGCACGAAUCCCUGAAUUUGGCUACAAAGUAUAAGCUUCCAUUAGUACGCAAAGCCGUGUUCUACAGCCUCGUGACCACCACGAAUUUCGACAUUGAGGAAAGGGCUGACAAGGGCCCUACGGUGGACCCUAUUGAGGACCACACCUGCGGCAUCUUGUCCGAAUCCGACGCCUGGCUCUGCCGGAGACUCUUGGCCCACAUCAUCGACCACUUUACCCCCACACUAUUCACCCCCGCUACAACGGCACAUAUGGCUUGCACAGAUGUGUUCGCGGACAUGUGGAUGCCGCUCGUUAUUACGCCUGCAUUAGCGGAUGAUGGCGUCUACAAGCCCCUUGAAACUCUGGAGAGGAUUAAAUCCAUUGAUUGGGCAACGAAGGGGUUGUGUGCGUCGUGUCUCAUAGAGAAACGGCAGGAAUGGACUGAGGAACAAUAUACGGUGUGGCGGCUGAUAAGUGGGUGGCUGGAGAAGUUGGAUGCUCAGACUGCGAGAAAGGGAACAUGA